UCAAAAAGUUUGAUAAAAUACCAGUAAUUUGAAUGGUAGAGAAUUAGUUAAUUUAAAGUAUAUUAAAAUUCAAUGUGAUUUUAUCUUUUAAAUCCCACCUUUCAUCUUUACAAAUAUUUUCAUAUGAUAUAAUCUAAAGAAUGCAUGAACAGAUUUGAAUCAGCAAGUUUGGUCUAUAUUUUCAUAGCUUAACCAUGUCAAAGAAAUUGUCCAGAAAAAAUAUCAAACAACAAUGAACCAUUGUUUUUUCACCAACUAGAGCAUAAAACUAUAUCAUUGUUGUAAUCUUAAAAAUGCAAACUGAGCAAGAGUAUUCAUGAAAAAAGUUUAAACGCAGAAUGUCAAAAAAGAUGGAAUAUAAUAUUACUGUAUCAUGAUAAAAAGGGAAAGUCUUAAAUUAUAUAUUAGCCAAUAAUUUAUAAUCCUAUAAAGACCAUUUGAUCAACUAACUUGGCACCCAUACUAUUUAUUUGAGGAAAUAUUUUGCAUAUGAAUAAAAUCUAGUAUUUCAAGCAAAAUCAAAAUAAUCAAACAUGUUAUGCAAUAUGCAUCAAGUUCUCCUGGGCUUAGAUUUUCAUCAGUUUUUAAAAUUGCUAAAAAAGAAUGCUUUUAUUUCAUAAUUUAAAAACACAAAUUUUAAAAAUGCAUUUUUUACUAUUUUCAAAAUUGUUCAAGUAAGAAACUGUUCUUUCUUCUCGCCCUCUCUCCAGCUGUUGAUAAGGUUUCUAUAGAAACUAUAUCAGAUCUUACAUCUGUUACAAGCUGAAAUAAAAGAAAUGUGUAUGGUUUCCAUGGCAGCUGGCAUGUGAUUGGUUAUGACCCUAUUUUCCCUAUUGAUCAGGAGUCUGCCUUUGACAGUGUCAGUACAAACCAGUGUCCAACUCAACUCCUGUGGGCCUAUUCUUUCGGCACACACACUCACACAUUGCCAAUUAUUGGCAGCUCAAUAUUUAGCCUCCACACAUAAUACACAAGUUUGUCAGAAUUCAUUAUUUGGAGGAGCAGGAAUGCAUUUCUUGAUGCAGCUAAUAGUAAACUGAUAAACAACACAGACAUUCAUUUCUUUCAGUGACAGUUUAAUAUCAAUCUUUAAAAAUAUACAUCAUGGAAAGAUAUCAUAACAUCUGCCGGAGAAAUGUAUAAGCUAUGAUUAAAUCUACAAGUGCAUGAAAUAAGGUUAUUUAAACAGGAAGCAGUCGGGUUGUUGAGGAAAUAAAGAGUAGGUUUCCAGGAUGUUUUCACUCAAGGUAAAGUAACACUGCGAAUGUGUGUUUCUCUAUGUCAGACUAGCAGUUAAGGUUUGUUCAAGUUUUAUCAUCAAUAUGCAAUGUAUAUAUACAUGUAUGUGACUUUAUCAGAUAGACAGAAUAUAUCCUCCCAGUUAUUUAGGUAUCUCUCUCUCUCUCCCUCUGCUGAUAAGUAUGUCAACCAUGCAGGUGUCAGUUUAGUGAAAGAGGGGACACAGAGUCCAGGCGUGGGAUUUAAAGCGCACCUUGUGUUAAAUGAGGGAAAUAAUUUUUCUCUAAAAAUAGCAAAAAACUAAUGCAAUAGUCAAGGCAGAAACAUGGUUCCUGGAAGUCGAUUUGAAGAGAGUGAUGCCUCCAUGCGAGAGCGACUAGUUAACAGUUUGAGCCAAAGUUUUCCUGGGAGCGCCCUGUCCCGAGCCCUUCAGUGUAUGCAGCCAGAAUCAGACAGUGAGGAUGACGACCUUAAGGGUGACUUCCUCAGUAGCAGCUGUUUCGCAGAACUCCGUUUGGAGAAAGGACCCAUCGACAGCGAUGACGACCUCAAGCCCCUGUCCUGGCUACAAGACAGCAACCUGCUGAAGAACAUCGCCUGUGCUGAUGAGGACAGUGAGGAUGAUCAGAAGGAGAAUGGUGACAUGUUAAGUGGGAACCACAUCAACCAGUCCCAUCCCCCUCACGUUCCGUACAACCCGCAGAAACACAUCAACAGCAAGCCUCCCUACUCCUUCUCUUGCCUCAUCUUCAUGGCCAUCGAGGACUCGCCUCAUAAGAGACUGCCAGUGAAGGACAUCUACUCGUGGAUCCUGAAUCACUUCCCCUAUUUUCAACAUGCUCCUACAGGGUGGAAGAAUUCCGUACGCCAUAACCUGUCUCUCAACAAAUGCUUCAAGAAAGUGGACAAGGAAAGAGGCCAGUCUAUUGGUAAGGGAUCCUUGUGGUGUAUUGACCCCGACUAUCGACCCAACCUGCUACAGGCCCUGAGGAAGACACCCUACCACCCCUACCACCAACUACAGAUGCUGGCCAACCCUCAGCCCCAGCCCCAGUACACCUACAUCCACGAUGGCAAGCAGAUAACAGGGCCAUUGCCCCUCUCUCCUAGGAUGGGGCCAAACACCGUGUCACCUCAUUUGUUUCCUUUCCUGAGUAAAAGAUUGGCUCAGUCCAAUAACAAUGAUAUAGAUUCUGACAUUCAGGAUGUUGCACAGACUCUAGUUUCACUGAAAGGGCUCAGUACAAAAGAUAAUAACAACUCCAUGCUACAGAGAAUACGUAUGAAAAGGAAACAGAGGCAACUUGGAUCAGGGUCAUUAAAGCGCCGUCACUUAGAAGACGUAGUUUUUACCACCAACCCCAGUGAAGAUCACACGUAUAGUGCCACAUCUCACAAAGAUCCAGGAUCCCCCGACUCGUCAGUGGACGAAGGAUUCGAGUAUGGAGAUGAAGAUGAGUACGACAUGGAAGAGGAAUUCUCCGACGAUGACGUGAGUUACGACGAGUGGGACAGUGAAAUGGAUGAGGUGGACGGUGACGUCAGACGGAAUCAUAGCAACGCCAAACACCGCAGAAUGACUGUAAAACUGCCCGCCAGGAAAACUGUUUCCAAAGAAGAUGAGGAGGAGCAGAAAAAGAUCGAAGAGGGAGCCGACGCUCUGUUGAAUUUGGCAGGAAUUCGUACCACACGCUCCUCAAACAGUGUAAAUGACUCUGGUGCUUCUUCUGGAGGUUCUACCCCCAGGAAAAGGAGAACUCCUACCGCCAAACGUGGUCACAUUAAAUGAUGCAUAGACAGCUCGUAGACAUCUUGCCAUUCUGAGAUUUGCAUUGAGGACCAGGGACACAUUUUUUUGUUACACUAUUCCAGAAGUCUUCCAUAUGUGUGACUGUUUUUGUAUUUUGGCAGAAAUCAUAUCUCACCCACUUGUUAGCUUGAUCAUUUGUUUAAUUUUUUCCCCUGUUAUCAGUAAUUUGGUGCUUCUUACAUUUGUUAUGUAAACAAUUUUAGUGUAUACUGCCAAGUCUGCGUUCCUUUGUAUUUAAAGAGAAAAGAAAAAAAUUUUCCACAAUUAGUUUUUACACAAAAAAAUUAGUUUUGACACAAAAAAGAAUUUGGAAAAACGAAAUAUUUAGUGUUCAAAAAUUUGGCAAAGGAAGUGUUCAGUGUUCAAAAAUUCAUUGUUGAACAAUGAGGAGGCUUUUUUUUUUUAAAGUUAUGUCAGCAAUUAAGGUUUGUUAUGAAUUUUUUCUUCUGUAUUAAAUUGUGCCAUUGGUUAGUGUAGUAUUCAUAUCUACCAAAGAUUCCAGCUGCUCAUCAAAUUUUUUUUUUUUUUUACAUAUAUGGGUGCAAUCAAAUUCCACAGGUGUUCCAGAAAAUUUAAACAUUUUCUAUCAUGACAACAAUAAAUGAUCAUCAAAACAUUAUCUACUAAGUUUCCUUAAAAAGAAAAAAAUAGGGCAAACUUAUCCAUAAAAUUAACAGAAAUGCAAUAUUUCAUUUUUUCACACCUUCCUCCAAUGAACAUGACAUAACAAAUAGGACUCGAGAGGUACCUGUGUUGAUAUUAAAAGUUUUAAAUACUAUUUACAUCAUAUUAUGAAGAUAUACUUGGCAAUCAAAGUAUAAAUAACAAGUGAGGUAAGGGGCUCGGAGCUUUUCUCUCUGGUCUCCGAAACAUUUCUCAUGGUAUAGCUACAGGCUUGUACAGUUGUUGACUUGUUAUACAUGUGUAUAUAUUUUGUUCUGUAAUACUCUCUUGUUAGUGCUUUACAAUUGUUAGAAGACGGACAUUUGUUAAGGGGCCACUUUUUUUUAAAAUAUAGGGCCUUUCCUAAUUGUAUUGUUAAGUAGAAUUUAUGUUUCAAGGAAUUUUGAUGAGAAAAAGUAACUUUAGAAAAAGUGUGACAAAAAAUCAAUCAAAACUGUUUCCAAACCUGAUUGAAGAAUGUUUCAUUGUGGAAAUUGCAUUUUAAAAAUUAAUUUAUCAAAUCAGAAAUCAUGAAUCUCGUGAAUUUCUUGGAAUUUUUUUUGUAAACUGAUUUUUUGUAAUCAAAUAAUGAAGGAAAUUAUUUAUUUUCUUGUUACCAGAUAUUUUGGUCAUUUUAAAAUGGGGGAAGGGGGAAAUUUAACAGAGAUUUAUUUCUACUUAGACAAUUAUGUCGAUCAAAAAUAUAUUGUGUAUGAUCUUGAUUCAAUCCUAUGUGAUAGGUCUUGUUGUAUUUUGGCACUCUUAUAUAUAAUUACCUAUACCUUUUUAUUAAGGUUGAUCAUUUUAUUCUUGUUAUCAGCAUUUGCACUCGUCUUUUACAUAUUCAUCAAAUGUCAUUCAUUAACUUACUGUUGAGAGGGUUUCUUUUUUUGUAUUCCAUUAUGCUCAAAUCUUCCAUUGUUUAUGUAUAAAGAUGGGCAGGUACAAUGUACGUCUGCUGAUGGUGUUCAGAAGGUUUGCUAGUCAUCAUUUUAUUUGGGUUUCGUUUUAAGUUGUCAAAAAUUGUCUGUUUUUUUUUAGUGGACAGUUACUGUUCAUUUUAACAUGUCAAAAUUUUUGUGUUUUUAUUAAGUUUAAAAACUUAAAAAAACAUUUGAAAAAUCAUGAAACUUAAACAAAACAAAAAUCUGUUCUGAAUAUCAUAACUGAGCAGUUGAGCAGUUUUAGUUUUUGUAGAUUUUAAGUUACGGGUUUGAAUUUAAGUAUAAAAUUUCAUACUAAGGACAUGGAUGAAAAUGUAGCAAGAUAUCUAGAGCAAGCUGCUGUCACCUGUAGUUUCUUGUGUUCAUUAGUGGAGGUGCUGGAGUUUAGUAUAAAGUAUGGGUGAUGCCAAAGUUUUUUCUACUACGAAUAGGUCAACUGCUGUCUAUGCAAACCUGUACUGAAAAACAAUAGUGCAAUAGACAUUACACAGUUAUUCAGAAAAUCAUGUAUCAAAUGUAAAUUGUGCUAACCUUGCUGGCUCAUUUGAUCUGGUCAAAUGCCAAUUUGCAAGAAAGUCAUAUUAUUAGGAAAUGUAACAAUUGAGGUAAAAUUCUUUUCAAAGAUCAGCCUUCAAUUUUGAAAUUCUUUAAGAUUUUCUGUUUUGACAGCAAAUUACCACUUAAAUGAGCCAUAGGUUUCCACACAUAAAACUUACAUGUUCUCUAAAAAAAAUCUUAUGUGUUCAGUUAAAAAAAUAUUUGAGAAUAGCAAUUUUUUUUCUUUUUUAUUAAUGCUUUUUGUUUCAUUAUGUUUAUGACGCAAUUGUAUUCUUGACUCAUUAAUCAAAUGUAUGAGGUUUUGGCGAGAACUUUUUUGUUAUUCCUAUGUUCAAUGAUAAACUUAGCAAAUGCCUGAUUUGGUGUUCAGAAAAAGGUUACUGUAUGUGCAAUGGAAAUCAGGCUAUUUUGCUGGACAAUGCAGUUUUGUUUAUUAUUGUACACAUGUAAAGUUUCUUAAUAAAGAGAAAAACCUGAAAGUUCAA
Magallana angulata is the source of this 5699-nucleotide messenger RNA. RefSeq names its product forkhead box protein N3-like. Bases 1565 to 3028 code for a protein of 487 amino acids. Gene Ontology annotation, molecular function: cis-regulatory region sequence-specific DNA binding; DNA-binding transcription factor activity. NCBI's taxonomy places the organism in Eukaryota, Metazoa, Mollusca, Bivalvia, Ostreida, Ostreidae. Gene Ontology annotation, biological process: regulation of DNA-templated transcription. Gene Ontology annotation, cellular component: nucleus. The record is from RefSeq and is a predicted model, not a curated record. The transcript has 8 exons.